Messenger RNA from Opisthocomus hoazin, 2100 nucleotides. The record is from RefSeq and is a predicted model, not a curated record. Lineage: Eukaryota; Metazoa; Chordata; Aves; Opisthocomiformes; Opisthocomidae.
AUGGCUGCGUACGCCCGGAAGCAUCCCCUGGAGAUUCCUCCACCAUCUGAAAAGGACUGGCUAAAGGAUGACGAGGGAGAUUUCUUCCUGCAGGAUCCCGAUCGAAAGCGUGAUGCGUUGCCUCAGCCCUUCAGGAUGAUCAACAAACUGGUGACGCUGGCUUUUGAGAAUGCUAUGGAAAUCAUUGAGAGAAGGGAGAUGCUCCGAGAAGCACGAAAACUAAAGGUGCAGCCCACAAAAUGCUUUCCAACAGCUGAAUUCCAGGUAACUGGAAGAGCCAAUUGCCUUGCAGUGUCUGGAAAAUACGUCUUUGUCGGUCUGUCCGUGGGUCUGGCCACCUUCAAGGUGUCUGACUGUAAGGAGGUCUGUGCUUGGGAAGCGGUCAGGACAGAGAUUUGUGCCAUCCAUGCUUCGGAUUUGGGGAACGAGUGCCAUGUCCUGCUUGCUGUGGAUGAAAUGGGGCUUGUCUGGCUCUUCUGCUUUCACGAGGAAAGCUUCCUACUCGUUAAAAUCCUAAAUGAACUGGAGGACAUCAGCAAGCGAACUACUUGUGUGGAGGUGGUGCUGUCCCGGGGAGGUGAUUACGCGGGAGUCCUGCUGCAAGACAGCACAAAAGCUUGGCUGGAGAUCUACCGAUUGCCUAAGGAUUCCUGGCUGAAGGAGAUGGAAAAGAUCCCGGGAGCUGCAGCAGGGCUGGCUUGCAGGGAGAGGAGGUCAAGCUGGACAUCUGCGGAGUCUCCUGUGUCUGCAAACAAAGCUGAUGCAAAGCUGAGUCUCCCAGUGCUGCUGCUGAAAGUGAAGCCACCCAAACCCAUUACAGGCAGUAGUUUUAAAAGCCCUUUGGAUGCUUUGAAGAAAGUGGAUGAUGGCAGCAUGCUUGGCUUGGGGUACAAUCACCUAAUCAAGGAGUCCCAGUGGGAGCAGCAGGAAGCAAUCUUCCGCAGGACUUAUCGGGAGUAUCUGGAGGCCGAGGGUGAGAGAGAGAGCAAAGAUGAGAUCCCCAGACAUGCUACUUUUCAUUUUCUCCUGCCUAGCCGGAUCCUACAGGUGGGACCUGAAAUGAGAGUACAGCCAGAUGUUCCAGCUGGCAUCAGUGUGCACUGGAAUGGAAGCCACAAUCUCUGCUUUUACUUACUUAACCGUCCACUCAAGGAGAAAGCGGACUCUGAUCCAAAACCUGAUGUUGUGUGGCCAUGUGCAGCUCUAAUUGCACACUCAGCUGUCAGUUCCUGCUCCAGGUACCUGGCACUGGCAUGUGAAGAUGCAUCAAUAGCUGUUUGGGAUAUGCACCUAGGAUACCCACUGUCUGUGACUGCCAUUCUAGAGGAACGUCUCAUCCGCAGUAUCCACUUCUUGUGGAGUUCUGCAGCUGCCAGCAAUGAGACACCUUGUCCUGGUACAGAUCCUCCCUGUUCUGUUGUGCAACUUCUAGUGCUGUGUACAGACAGCUCUUUCUACUUGGUGAAAGCACCCAUGGCCGGGAAGUCCAGCAUCACGCUCCUGGCAGACAGGCCUGAAGAUCCAAAUCUUGCUGUCAGCGCGGUGGUGCCUGUCCUGGCAUUCCCCGGUGCAGCCCUGGUCUUCUCCUGGGAUGGCACAGUGUCCCUGAUGAACACUGCCACAUCGCAGAUUGUUUACUGCUUCAGUACUCCACCUACCCAUGCUGUAGCAUCCCCUUGGCAGCCAGUGUUCAUAGUGGAUAGUGCGAAUUUGUGCUUGCUGCUUCGAGGAGAUAAGCAGCAGCAAGAAGAUGCAUUGGCACAGAGCACAGCCAGUCACAGCACCAUCUUCCUUUUUGACUUCAACUCCUAUCCACUGAAGGAAGCUUUCCCAAAGGAACCAGAUUUGCCUCUCAGAUCCUUGCAGAACCUGCCAUUGGUUGAGAGAUGUAGCAUUUUCUUACGUGAUAGAUUUCACAUAUUACCUGAAAAGCAGCAGAGCCUGCUGGGACUCAGGGAGGAGUUGCCCGAGUACUGGAGUCGGCUGCAGGCACAAGCAGCUGCCAUGGACAAGGAGAGACAGAAAGUGAAGGGACAGAAGAAGUCAGCCUUGCAUCCUGAAGGCCAGGCUCUGCUCUAUCACAAUCCUGCAGACCUGUGA